AUAUCAACCCCUCAAUAAACAAAACACCAUACAAUCCGCCCCACAAUCUUCUCUCUAUCCCCCAAAACUUUCAACUCAUGAUACCCAAAAAGCCCCUACCACCUCUCCCCUCCAUCCUCCUCCUCUUACUCCACCUCUCCACGGCGGUCUACUCCGAUGACUCUGCCGCCAUGCUCGCUCUCGCCAAGUCCCUCCAGAACACCCCCUCCGACUGGUCCACCACCUCCUCCUCCGGCUACUGCGACUGGACUGGCAUCAGCUGCGACAACUCAAACCGUGUCACUUCCAUUAGCCUCGCCCGAAGCCAACUCACCGGCACUUUGCCUUCAGAAAUCUCCUCUUUGUCCCAGCUCAAUUCCCUUUCUUUACAAUACAAUGGCAUUUCUGGAGCCAUUCCUUCUUUCGCCAAGCUCGCAUCUUUGCAAGAAAUCUUCCUAGACCGCAACAAUUUCACCAGUGUUACUUCUGGUUGCUUUGAUGGGUUAACCAGUUUGCAAACUUUGAGUCUUAGUGAUAAUUUUGAGCUGGCUUCUUGGUCUUUUCCUAAUGAAUUAACCAAAUCUUUAAGUCUUACCACUUUGUACUUGGAUGAUUGUAACAUCAAUGGGCCUAUUCCAGAUGUGUUUGAUUCGUUUCCCAACUUGCAGAAUCUGAGGCUUUCGUAUAACAACUUUACUGGUUCUUUGCCGGCGUCUUUCGCCAAAUCUGAGAUUCAGAAUCUUUGGAUGAACGAUCAGAAGGUGGGUUUGUCCGGUAGGCUUGAUGUGCUAUCUGGGAUGACUCGGUUGAAGCAAGUUUGGCUUCACCAGAAUCAGUUCACGGGUCCGGUUCCAGAUUUGUCAAAUUGUGUUGAUUUGUUUGAUUUGUCUUUGCGUGAUAAUCAAUUAACUGGUGUUCUUCCUGCAUCUAUUGUUUCACUUCCUGCUUUGAUUAACAUUUCUUUGACAAACAACAAGUUGCAAGGGCCUUAUCCGGCUUUUCCCAGCUCGGUUAAGAAGAUUUUUCUUGAUCAUAACAAUUUUUGUAAAAAUAGUUCAGAAGCUGGAAGCCCCUGUGAUGCACAGGUCGCUACUUUGCUUCAGAUUGCUGGAGCUAUGUACUAUCCAUCGGUUUUAGCUGAUUCUUGGCCGGGAAACAAUGCUUGUGACGGUUGGCCUUUUGUUACUUGUGAUUCACAAGGAAGGGUCAUCACCAUAACUCUUGCCAAUAAGCAUUUUGAAGGGACUAUUUCGCCAUCAUAUGGGAACCUUACAGCUUUGAAGAAUUUAAAUUUGCAGAACAAUAAUUUGACUGGUUCUAUUCCUGAUAGCUUGACCAAAUUAGCUUCUCUUCAGAAUCUGGAUGUUUCAGGCAAUAAUCUUUCUGGGAAAGUCCCCUCUUUUGGGAACAGUUUGAAGCCUACAACAUCACCCGGAAAUCCUUUCCUUGGAACGAAUGUGGAUACAACUCCUGGGAGCCCUCCUGGGUCUGGAUCAGGUGCAUCAACGAAUGGAACUUCGACUGCAUCAGACAAGGGGAAGACACUGUCUGUUGGUAUAAUUGUUGCAAUUGUUAUCGUUGUUGUGAUUUUUGUCGUGGUGGUGUUAUUUGUUGUUUAUAAAUUUAUUGUUAAGAGAAAGCAUAAGAAGUUUGGUAGGAUACAGAGUCCGGAAUCUGGAAAUGGAGUUGGUAAGAACGGAGUAAUUGGUUUGAAUGGUCUGAGUGGCUAUAAUGGGGUUCCUAGUGAACUACAUAGCCAAAGCAGUGGGGAUCAUAGUGAUCGUCGGCUGUUUGAGGGUGGAAAUGUGAUAAUUUCCAUAGAGGUUCUCCGACAGGUGACUGAUAAUUUCAGUGAAGCUAAUAUUUUGGGUAAGGGUGGAUUCGGUGUUGUGUAUAAAGGUGAAUUGCAUGAUGGAACUAAGAUUGCUGUGAAGAGGAUGGAGUCUAAUGCAAUGGGUACCAAAGGAAUGAAUGAGUUUCAGGCUGAAAUUGCAGUGCUUACUAAGGUUAGGCAUAGACAUUUGGUUGCACUCUUAGGAUACUGUAUAAAUGGUCAUGAGAGGCUGAUGGUGUACGAGUAUAUGCCUCAGGGCACUCUGGCACAGCGCUUAUUUGAGUGGCGUGAUAAUUGUUAUUCUCCUCUAACGUGGAAGCAGCGAGUAACUAUUGCAUUGGAUGUUGCACGAGGAGUGGAAUAUCUACACAGUUUGGCACAACAAAGCUUCAUCCAUAGAGAUUUGAAACCGUCAAAUAUACUAAUUGGAGACGACAUGAGAGCGAAGGUUGCAGAUUUUGGUUUGGUCAAAAAUGCACCUGACGGAAAGUAUUCAGUGGAGACUCGAUUGGCUGGGACAUUUGGUUACCUUGCACCUGAGUAUGCUGCAACUGGAAGAGUGACAACAAAAAUCGAUGUUUAUGCAUUUGGAGUGGUUUUGAUGGAGAUUAUCACUGGUAGGAAAGCAUUAGAUGAUACUAUGCCGGAUAAUAGGGCUCAUUUGGUGACAUGGUUCCGUCGGGUUUUAAUCAAUAAAGAAAACAUUCUCAAGGCCAUUGAUGAAACCCUAAACCCUGAUGAGGAGACAAUGGAGAGUAUCUACAGGGUGGCAGAGCUGGCAGGACACUGCACUGCUCGCGAACCACACCAAAGACCAGAUAUGGGCCAUGCAGUCAAUGUCUUGGGUCCUCUUGUAGAGCAGUGGAAACCUACCAGCCAUGAAGAUGAUGAAAGCUUGGGCAUUGACCUCCACAUGAGUCUCCCACAAGCACUACAAAGAUGGCAAGCAGAUGAAGGUACUUCGACUAUGUAUGGUGGUAUGUCCUUCUCCCAGUCACAAUCAAGCAUCCCUUCUAAACCUUCAGGAUUUGCAGACACAUUUAGUUCGACCGAUUGCAGAUGAGGAAAAAAGAAAGUCUAAAUGAUCUUGAAUAUGAGAGAAGAAAACGACAGGUCGGAAGUAAGGGAUGGUUUCCAUUACAUUUACAAAUUCUUUCUUUCAUUAUUUUUUUAAUAUCUGUUUGCUCAUCUUUGAUCUUGGUAGUGGAGCUCUUGUUUCUGUUUAUUCUCUGAAGCUAGCAAAAGGGGGAAAGAGGGAUUGGAACUUUUUAUGUUAGUGUUUCAAUUACCAGUUUCAUUGUAAUGUGUAAUUAUUGCUUUGCAUACAUUAUUUAUUUAUUUAUAUAUUAUUUUGGGUUAAA
Molecule: messenger RNA, 3174 nt
Organism: Pistacia vera
Lineage: Eukaryota; Viridiplantae; Streptophyta; Magnoliopsida; Sapindales; Anacardiaceae
Product: receptor-like kinase TMK4
Exons: 2
Coding region: 78-2876 (932 amino acids)
Biological process (GO): protein phosphorylation
Molecular function (GO): ATP binding; protein binding; protein kinase activity
Source: RefSeq, a predicted model, not a curated record